UCCAUGGCUAGCAUGUGUGUCUGUGCUAACGUUAAAGGUUUAAAGAGUAUUUAAGUAAAAAUCGGUCGUCGUUUAGUUUUAUUUGACACUUGGGUGUUUGGGAAAUGUCCGAGCUUCACCGAGAGGAGAAUCAGCAGAGAGCAGAUGACCAGCAACUGCUGGUGAAUACAGAAGAGCUUCCCCCUGAGAGGCAGAAGUGGAGCCCCAGUCUUGACCAGGAGGACUCUGGGCCCCCACAUAUUAAAGAGGAACAGGAGGAACUGUGGAGCAGUCAGGAGGGAGAGCAGCUCCAAGGACUGGAGGAGGAUGACAACACCAAGUUCCCAUUCACUGUUGUCAUUGUAAAGAGUGAAGAUGAUGAAGAAACACCUCAGUCCUCACAGCUUCAUCAGGGACAAAGUCAACAGAUGGAAACAGGAGCUGAUGGAGAGGACUGUGGAGGAGCAGAACCAGCCAGGAGCUUGGAUCCAGAAACACAUUUACAACCAGAGACUGAGGUCAAGACUGAAAACUUUUCAGACGCUGAGACUGAUGACAGUGAAGAUUGGAGGGAGAAGAGAGAUCAUCAGUCAGGUUCAAACUCUGUGGAAAAAAAUCAGAAUAAGCUAUUGGAUACUCAUGUUGUUGAUGACAGGCCAUAUAUCUGCUCUGAGUGUGGUAAAACAUUCAGAACAAGACAGGAUCUGACCAGACACAUAAGAAUUCAUACAGGAGAGAAACCCUUCAGCUGCUCUUUUUGCAGUAAAAGAUUUACCCAAAAAGGGAGUCUGACCACUCACAUCUUAGUGCACACAGGAGAGAAACCCUUCACUUGCUCGGUGUGCAGUAAAACAUUCAAAACUACUCAGCAUCUUACUCAACACAUUAGAAUUCAUACAGGAGAGAAACCCUACAGCUGCUCUGUGUGUGGUAUAAGAAUCAAUGUUAAAGGAAAUCUUACCAAACACAUGCGAAUUCAUACAGGUGAGAAGCCCUUUAGCUGCUCCGAAUGUGGUAAAAGAUUUAACAGAAAAGGAAGUUUGAAUACUCACAUGUUAGUUCACACAGCAGAGAAACCCUUCAGCUGCUCUAUAUGUGAUAAAACAUUCAUUCAAAAAUCUGUUCUUACCCUCCAUAUGGCACAUCACAGAGGGGAGAAACCAUAUUACUGUGGUGUUUGUGAUCAAAGCUUCUCAUGGCAUUCACAGUUAAAAAGGCACAAGUGUGUUGGAGGUCAGGCUUCAGAGCUUUAUCAGACCCAAACUAAGGAGAAAAGAGGGGCAGGAACAGGAACUGAUGGAGAGGACUGUGGAGGAACAGAACCAGCCAGGAACUCUGAUCCAGAGAGACAUUUACAACCAGAGACUGAAAAUAAACCUGAUCACAGUAAUAAUGACUGGCAGGAUAUGAGAAAUCCUCACUUAGGUGCAAAGACUGUGAAAAACAAAAAACUUCAGAGACGAAUUAUAAAUAAGCCUUUGCUUAGCUGUUCUGUUUGUGGUAAAACAUUCAAAAAGAAAUGGGAUCUGACCAGACACAUGAGAAUACACACAGGAGAGAAACCCUUCUGCUGCUCUGUUUGUAGAAAAAGAUUUAACCAAUCAGGGCAUCUGACUGAACACAUGAUGAUUCACACAGGAGAGAAAUCCUUCAGCUGCACUGACUGUAAUAAAAGGUUUUCCCAAAAGUCAAAUCUGAUACAUCACAUGGCCAUUCACAGAGGGAAGAAAUGCUUUCGCUGCUCUGACUGUGGUAAACGGUAUAACCUUAAAGGACAUGCAACCACUCAAAUGAUUGUUCAUAUGGAAGAGAAACCCUUCAGCUGCUCUAAAUGUGGUAAACAAUUUUGAGAAAAAGGGCGUGAUCAGAUACAUCGCAGUUAAGAAACCAUUUGGCUGCUCUGUUUGCAGUAAAAGAUUCAAAGUGAAUCCUGAACCUAUAAAAGCAUUUUUACCUUAUUAGAUCAACACUGUUAUCUUUUACUUGUAUUUCAUUAAAAAAAACACAUUUGGGUUCUACAUCUUUGAACAUUUAAAAAUACAAAUUCCCACGUAAGCCUCCAUUGUUGUAUAUACUGCAUUGCACUUGAUGUCAAAUGGCUGCUUGAUCUUGUCCUGCAUAUGCUUUCCCUACACAACUGCCAUCUACGAGCCCUUUACACCCAAAUCUGUCCAUGGUGUCAGUGAAGAGGACCAUAAUGAACUUAGCAUGUAGAUUAGAGUUAAUUCAAGCAGGAAAGAAUGUGACUAAUGUUGGUACAAGACUGGCUUGCUCUAAGUGCUUCAAGAUAUGAUGCUGCCUGACCAAUAAGGGCUCAGUAAGUUAGGAAUGAACUUCCAAUUCCUGAAAACAAAUUGGAAAUUUGGGUUUUUUCAAUGAAUCACCAGAGUGAAGCAAAUAUUUGAUGUUAUUCUUGUUAAUGGUGAAUCAAAGUUUGAUCUUUGUAAAUAAUAUCCUAAAGAGUGGG
This is a messenger RNA of Cheilinus undulatus (humphead wrasse), 2446 nucleotides long. RefSeq names its product gastrula zinc finger protein XlCGF57.1-like. NCBI's taxonomy places the organism in Eukaryota, Metazoa, Chordata, Actinopteri, Labriformes, Labridae. Gene Ontology annotation, biological process: regulation of transcription by RNA polymerase II. Gene Ontology annotation, molecular function: DNA-binding transcription factor activity; RNA polymerase II cis-regulatory region sequence-specific DNA binding. The coding region runs from base 105 to 1829 and encodes 574 amino acids. The transcript has 2 exons. The record is from RefSeq and is a predicted model, not a curated record.